UUACAGGUUGAAUGAAGUUUCUGAUGUACCUGGGGCCAACAAAGUUAUAAGUUUCCAGUCUCAGUUCAGAUACAGAGGAGAGACAGACUCUAAUGUUGGCAGUGGUAGGACGGCAAAGCAGGCUCUGCAGGACAACAACACCAUGCAGCAAGCCGAGCCGUACGUCGAGCGAGCUCCAAGCAAGCGCUACGACAGGAGAGGGGGAGAUGAUGCUAACGGUGAUGUGUACAAAGUAGGGAACCCUGCAGAUGUCACCAUGCCAAUGUCACCUGAUGGGGUAACCAUGGUGAUAGCCCCGGAACCUGUAUCAAGUGGGAAGCAGUACGCCAACGGCACGGCUCCGGGGUCCGCUGUGAGUGCCAGAUCCCUGCCCUGGGAACAGAGGGACGAAACUCAAGGGGGGCUGUUCACCUCUGGAGGCUCCCCUCGCUCCACGAGAAGUGUGGCGUCCAGCAAGAAGUUCCCGCGCUACCCAAAGAGUGGCAGCGACAGUGAGGGACCACACAGAAGAAGACAUCACAGGGCCCGCAGCAGUGGCAUGUCAUCAGGCGACGACACUGACGCUCCAAGGAGAAGAAGACGGUCGCGAGGGCGCAGCGGCCAGAGUAGCGGCAGCGAAUCAGAGGCGAACAGGAGACAUCGGAAACACAGAUCACGGUACCCCUCGCAGGAGAUGAUUGACACCAGCGCUCAGUGGGAGGAGAUCAGGAAACAGCAGGGCGGACAAGAAGUUCCCGCAGGACAGGGGGUACAAGCUGCUGUUGUAAAGGACCUGAAGAAAAGACAUGAGUCCCCACACCGCAGGAAACACAGGUCCAGAUCACGAUCUCCUGACAAGAGGAGAGAAGAGCUCUGGAAGCACAUACAAAAAGACCCGGUAGAGACUUCAGGCAUGACAGAAGACCAGUUGAAGGACAUCACUUACAAGGAAGUUGACCUCCCGAAGAUGAAGCAGUCUCCGGGGUACCGCCGUCGCCGCCCGCGCUCGAUUGGCCGAUCGGACCAGGAGACCCCGCAGCAGAGCGAUGUAGAGCUGAAGAUGGUUCCUGCGCUCCCGAUCACCCACGGUUACCAGAGCGGGAACGAGUCCGUCCGCUCCAACCCGUCCUUCCCUCCGCAAGACGACCAACCGCCGCCGCCGUACACUCCGGCGCAGCACGGCACGCAGCGGAAAAACCCGGAAGGCCGAAGAACGGCGAACAACGAGCAACGCCCGAUCUCGCUUCCCACGGAGGUGUUGUUAAAGAUGCAACAGACAGGCUAUCCGGGGCUGUCGGAUCAUCUGGUGAACGGAGAGGACAUCAGCAAGUCUUCCACUGUGUUUGAGGCAGACUCGAGAGGAGAUGGACCACCUGCCAUGCGUGGCAUGAGCAAGUCUUCCACGGUGUAUGAUGGUGAGUCCAGAAGGGACAGCCCCACCUCCAUGGGUGGUCCGGAGGAGGGGAGGAGGAGACAGGGGGAUGCCAGGAUGGGAGCCAAUCAGCAGCUAGACAGGAGACAGCCUCCCGAGGGGAGGUACCAGAAUGGUGCGCCCCAUCACACCCAGUCCAAUCAGGACCUCCGACCUCCGUUUAAGGAGAUAGGAAACAGCAGGAUGGACCCAGGGCUACAUGAAGUCAGGAGAACACCCCCAACAGUGGACCGGUCCGACCGAUCAGCCUUCCAGACCCCUCCACCAUCAAUGAAUCUCCCCAACUCAAACGGCUCUGCGAGACCGAUGAACGGACGCCAGUAUCCGCACGCGGGGCAGGAACCUCGCCCUCCGUACCCAAACAGCCACGGAGCGACUCCGCCCUACCAACCCCCUCCUACCUCCACCAACCACCAGCCAUCGCGGCUGCAGCAAAACCUCUACAAGAACAGCAGCCGCAACGGCGCAGCCCCGUACGGAAGCAGGCCUUCCGCUCACAGCGUGCCGCGGGGGGAGGGGGUGUACGCGCCGCAGCCAUUCCGCGCCGUCCGCGACAGCCCGGAGGAACUGGAGCGACAGAUUAGGAUGAUGAUGCAGGCGCCGAACAGACACCACGAGUUAGCAACAGAGUUAUAGCACGUGUUGAAGCAGUUAGGGACUUUAGUUGCCUUUAGGGACAAUUCCUAUAGGCAACUAGAAUCAGAGAGACAAAGUACUGUAAACAUUGAAAUAUUUCCCGUGAUUCUAUCUUCGCAGUGUCCUCUCCUUUACAAAUUCACGAAACUGCAAACAUGCAUAUCCAAUGUAUUUCUACAAUCACAGUACUACAGAAUUGUUUCAACUGCGAAUAUAAACAAUGCAAAAAAUCCCUUCCCCCAACUGCAAACUUGAGUCCCUCAGGGACUUAGGAAUGUAGAGUAGCUAGUUCAGAGUUCUCUUAGCUCUCUUCAUCUUUGGUCUGUCAUCACGACAAAUAUUUACUUACAUGUGUACAUUGUGAGAUAAUCUGAUCUAGUUUUGAUACUUUCAUAUUAGAUUUUCUAAUCAAAUUUUCUGUGUCAGCACAUCAAAAUGGCCCUUGUGGCCAACUGAUGGUGGGAUAUUAAUCUACAAUGUACUCUGGAUGAUAGAUAGAAUAGGAAAUUUUACCAUUUUUCUACAGAAAUUAACCAUGUCAAUUGAAGUACAUAUGUUGCUGAAACCCUAUUUGGCAAAAUGCACUAGCUUAGUGAUCCAUAUGACACAGCUACCUUGUGUAAUUUACAGUAUGGCCGCACAGACAACAAUUAAUUGAUAUGAACAGAUGUCAUCCAUACAACAUGACCUAAUCAUGAGAAGACAAGUCUAGUUAGUGGUAGUUUAGGACCUGUGAGCUCAUGGUGUCUGCUCGGUGCCCACAUUCCCAUUCUGACCCGUCCAGUCAAAUUAUGUCUCUCAGACUACACCUGCCCAGUACUGUUCUCAUCUCGUGUGAAUGGGUUCCUUCAUAACUGUACAUUAAAUCCUCUGCUAUGCUAUGGUCACAAUUGGAAAAGGGGGCCUUUCAAGGUAGUUCACAGGCUUUUCACUUUUGGGCCCACUACAUAGCCAUGUGGGACACCACGUGGCUACUGGGCUAUUUUUGGGCACGGAAGGGCCCUGGAACUUUUUAACUCUUUGUCAAAAUCAACCUGGGCCCCGGUUACAAAUAAACACAGUGACCUAAUACAUGUAGUAACAUUGCUGAGGGAUACUCUCUGAUAUCAGGCAGUCCACCAGGACAAACUUGUAACUUCAGAUCCCAGCAAAGGGUUCCUUGCCUAGGGACGCCAAUUCAAAAUGUAACAGUAGCAUUGCAGAAAUGGACAAAUACGACCAAACGCUUUAUAUGACAAUGCUCGUUUUUUUGGGGUAUGCUUCAAUUUUAUGUUAAUGAACAAUGGUGUCCCUUGACAUCCGAGAAGAGAAAUUGUGAAGCAUUUGAAUGUUCGGAAAUAUUGACACAGUACGUUUUUUAAGGGAAGAAAUGGUUUAAGUUUCUUUGACCUUGAAAACUACUAACCUUAACGUCUUGCAUAUUAAUCACACUAACGUAACUUUAUAUUUGCUUCAUAUUCCAUCUCACACUUUUUUACACUGAUCUCAGCCAGUAUUGAAGCUGAUGAUUUGUGAAAUGCUCUACAAUGUCUACAAUGAAAGGCCAACAACUUAUGAUGAAAUUAUCAUAGACCUCACUAGGGAUUGCGUAUAAGAAUAUAAUUACUUCAUAUUCCAUCCUUGGACAUUUUUUACAUUGAUCUCUACAAAAUUUAAUAUUGAAGUUGAUAAUUGUGAAAUUAAUACUCUACAUACACGUUGACAAUGAAAGGCCAGAAAGUCAUUGUAAGGCUCUUGCAUUUAUUCUUACUAGGGAUUGUGUAUAUUAUGGCUUGUAAUUUAAUAUGAUAAUGAGACAAUAGCUUAAUAGUAAUAGGAAAACUGUUACAUUCCAACUGAACAAUUAGUUUUGUGGUGAAGUUUAGAGGAUUUUCAAUAACAAAGACUAUGCAAGAUGGUCUCAGCAAUAAGUCCCCAAUAUUCUCUUUUAUAUUAAAAAGUAUUUUUAAUGAUUGUACUUUGAAAUCCAGAAAAAUGUUUUGCACUGACUCUAACAAUACUUUUCUCCCAUGACAUGUACAUUUUUUGAUAAUGAAUACUAUAAUCUGGAAACACUGUAACUAAUAAUAGUUUUGCUUCUUGAACCAAUGUUAUAACUAGAAGAAUAUUCAAUAUUUUGAUGCUUUUGACAAAUUUGAAGUUGUCAGUAAAUUAUUAAAGAAUAGAUAGGAAUUUUAUGGAAUUUGUCCUGUAGGAUUUACAAAAUGUAGAUUUGAUCAAUCGGUACUAUUUGUAUAUAGUCAGCUCUUUUUUGAGGGGUGAGUUUUUAUAUGUAUAUUAUCCUUUGUUAGUAAUAGAGAAUGUCUAAUAUGCAAA
This is a messenger RNA of Branchiostoma floridae (Florida lancelet), 4363 nucleotides long. RefSeq names its product serine/arginine repetitive matrix protein 1-like. The transcript has 16 exons. Bases 143 to 2047 code for a protein of 634 amino acids. NCBI's taxonomy places the organism in Eukaryota, Metazoa, Chordata, Leptocardii, Amphioxiformes, Branchiostomatidae. The record is from RefSeq and is a predicted model, not a curated record.